AUGGAUAUUGAUUCUGAAUCAUUAUCAUCAACAACAAUUGGUAUGUCACAUCACUUAGAUGAAGAAUUAAUGGGACGAUUACGUUCAAUAACAACUAAUAAUCGAGAAGAUUUAAUCACCCAGUUUCGUACGACAACCAAUGCAAUGUUGACAGAUGAAGGUUGUGCAUUUUUUCUCGAAAUGAAUAAUUGGAAUUUAAAUGAAGCUAUACUUGCUUAUUAUGAUGCUGAAAUGCCAACAGAUAAAGUUCCACAUAUGAAAUUUAUUGCUGAUGUUACUGUUGGAGAAGGUGAAGCUAUUCCACCAAAUACAAAAUUUGUUAAAACUUGGAGAGUACAAAAUUCUGGUACUGAACGUUGGCCAAAUAAUUGUUCAUUACGUUUUGUUAAUGGUGAUCGUUUACACGAUCGAGAUGAAAUCUAUGUUUCUUCAUUAGCACCCGGUGAACAAACAAAUAUUUCGAUUAAUGUAACCAGCCCAACUGGAGCUCGUAUGAUUCGUUCGCAAUGGCGAUUAUUUACACCGGCCGGUGUACCAUUUGGAGAUCCUAUAUGGUUAGCUGCUAGCGUCGAAGAAGGAGGAUUAAUGGGUAUUACUCAACAACUUGAACAAUGUCAUUCUCUUGGUAUGAAUGUUCAUCAUAAUAUUAAUUAUCCACCAUAUAUGAAUAAUCAAGUUGGUGCGCAACCAACACGUAAUUCACAUUUUCAAUCACCUCCAUUUCAAUCUACUCGAUAUGCACAACCUGGUCUCAAUCCAACUUCAUCAAAUGAAACUGGAUGGACGAAUUAUUCUCUCGAUUUUUCUCCAAGAAAUAAUAGUAAUCAUCAAACAAUGGAUCCUUCAACAACAUCAAAUGGAAUGAUAGAUGACAAUUCUUUGGAUACAUUCUGA
Molecule: messenger RNA, 894 nt
Organism: Adineta steineri
Lineage: Eukaryota; Metazoa; Rotifera; Eurotatoria; Adinetida; Adinetidae
Source: the annotation of a GenBank genome assembly